This is a messenger RNA of Hipposideros armiger (great roundleaf bat), 2625 nucleotides long. RefSeq names its product cytochrome P450 family 27 subfamily B member 1 (gene CYP27B1). The transcript is spliced from 9 exons. Lineage: Eukaryota; Metazoa; Chordata; Mammalia; Chiroptera; Hipposideridae. The coding region runs from base 298 to 1824 and encodes 508 amino acids. Gene Ontology annotation, molecular function: monooxygenase activity; iron ion binding; oxidoreductase activity, acting on paired donors, with incorporation or reduction of molecular oxygen. Gene Ontology annotation, biological process: cortisol metabolic process; cellular response to peptide hormone stimulus; cholesterol metabolic process. Gene Ontology annotation, cellular component: mitochondrial inner membrane. The record is from RefSeq and is a predicted model, not a curated record.
UCAUUAGAUAGCCUUCCCCAGGAAGAGAUCUUUAGGCUGCUGGACUAGGACACAAGACCAGGAGGAGAAACUGAGGCAGGCCUCCCCUCCCAAGAGGGUCAUUGCAACAUGUGACCCAAGGGAGCUGCGAAGGCAGCCCCAGCCCCGCCUACUGUUCCUGGGUGUUAAUCCCCGGCACGGACCACUCAGAGGAUUGGCUGAGUAGCUUGGAGAGGGGCGUCGCCACUGCCUCGCCCAAAGGUUAAAUAGGGGCGCAGGCAAGAUGCUCUGAAGUGCUGUAUUUCCCUGAACCAGACCAUGACCCAGACCCGUAAGCUCGCCUCCAGAGUGUUUCAUCGCGUCCUCUGUGCUUCUGACCUGGGCGCUUUACUGGGCUCCCGAGGUUACAACUCAGCACCCCGGAGCUUGGCGGACAUCCCAGGCCCCUCAACGCCGGGCUUCCUUGCGGAACUUUUCUGCAAGCGGGGGCUGUCACGGCUACACGAGCUGCAGGUGCAGGGGGCCGCUCGCUUCGGACCUGUGUGGUUGGCCAGCUUCGGGAAGGUGCGCACAGUGUACGUGGCGGCCCCUACCCUCGUUGAGCAGUUGCUGCGACAGGAGGGACCCCGGCCCGAGCGCUGCAGCUUCUCACCAUGGGUUGAGCACCGUCGCCGCCGCCAGCGGGCUUGCGGACUGCUCACCGCGGAAGGCGAAGAAUGGCAGAGGCUCCGCAGCCUCCUGGCCCCGCUCCUCCUCAGGCCUCAAGCAGCCUCCCGCUAUGCCAGGACCCUGGACGACGUGGUCCUUGACCUUGUGCGGAGACUGCGGCGCCAACGGGGACGCGGCGCUGGGCCACCCUCCCUGGUUCAGGACGUAGCCGGAGAAUUUUACAAGUUUGGACUAGAAGGCAUAGCCGCGGUGCUGCUCGGUUCGCGCCUGGGUUGCCUGGAGGCAAAAGUGCCUCCAGACACAGAGACCUUCAUCCGCGCGGUGGGAUCCGUGUUUGUGUCUACGCUGUUGACCAUGGCGAUGCCCAACUGGCUGCACCGACUCGUGCCCGGACCCUGGGGCCGCCUCUGCCGAGACUGGGACCAGAUGUUUGCAUUUGCCCAGCAGCACGUGGAGCAGCGAGAGGCCGAGGUAGCCAAAAGGAACCAGGGAAAACCUGAGGAGGACAUGGGAUCUGGCGCGCACCUGACCUACUUCCUGUUCCGGGAAGAGUUGCCUGCCUCGUCCAUCCUAGGGAAUGUAACAGAGCUGCUACUGGCCGGAGUGGACACGGUGUCCAACACACUCUCCUGGGCUUUAUAUGAACUCUCUCGGCACCCCGAAGUCCAGACCGCACUCCACUCUGAGAUCACAGCUGCCCUGGGCCAGGGCUCCAAUGCCCACUUCUCAGCCACUGCUCUGUCCCAGCUGCCUCUGCUGAAAGCAGUCCUCAAGGAAGUGCUAAGACUGUACCCUGUGGUACCUGGAAAUUCCCGUGUUCCAGACAAAGACAUUCGUGUGGGUGACUAUAUUAUCCCCAAAAAUACGCUGGUCACUCUGUGUCACUAUGCUACUUCAAGGGACCCUGUCCAGUUCCCAGAGCCAAAUGCUUUCCGUCCAGCUCGCUGGCUGGGGGAGGGUCCAGCCCCCCACCCAUUUGCAUCUCUUCCCUUUGGCUUUGGCAAGCGCAGCUGCAUGGGGAGACGCCUGGCAGAGCUUGAACUGCAAAUGGCUUUGGCCCAGAUCUUGAUCCACUUUGAGGUGCAGCCUGAGCCAGGUGCUGCCCCAGUCAGACCCAUGACCCGGACUGUCCUGGUACCUGAGAGGAGCAUCAACCUACAGUUUGUGGACAGAUAGUCCUGUGGAAGAAGGCGGUCAUCAUCAUCCUUUCUCUCAUCUUAGGGGUGUAUUAGGCACAAAACCAAGAGACCUGUAUUUCCCCUGAGGCCUCUCUAUCUGACCAAACUGGUCAGAAUGACCACAACAAAGUGCUUGAGGCAGCCCUGACCAAGGUAUGAAGUAUGCACUUGGCCUCACCGAGAAGUCCCAGAGAAAACUAUGGUUCCUCUACCUGCUCAGCCCUUCUCCUGGUCAUAUCAUAUGCAUCCUUCAAGGGCCAAUUCAGACUUUAACUAAUAAUGCUGGCUGACCUGAGGAAGAAUUCCACCACUGCGCUUUUGGGGCUUCCGGUGUUCAUUGAUGCUGCUGGCUAAGCUCUUAGCACGGCAUGAGCUAAGUAAUUGUGCAUCUGGUCUGCACCUGCUUGGUCGUCUCUCCUUGCAUGUGAGCUCUAUGAGACGCAAGGUGAGGCCUUCGUUAGUCUUUAUAUCUCCUGCCAGGGCCUAUCCCUGACUAGGUGACACCAUGCAGAUUCUCAGACUGGAUCUGGACCAUGUGGCAGAAAAGGGGUAAGCAGCUUACCAAGCUCUUGUCUAUACUAUACCUUUCUCAUCUCGCCCCUAGGAAGGUGAGUCUGCCCUUCCCUGGUUUAUAAUUUUUUAAAACUCUCCUUGCCCCUCUGGUCACUAUUGGGUUGUCUUGCCCCACCACUUUGUUCCCUGGCAGAGACAUCUCUGGACCUUUCCCUGCACAUGCCUUCCUUUUAUGUAUUGAAAAAUGUAAACGUUCAUAGUUUUGAAAUUAAAAAAAUUGAAUGUC